GUGAUUUAAAGGACGAGAAUAGACUUCGGAAAAAGACCAUAGUUUAAAGCCUAAACAGCUGAAGCACAAUGUCCAAUGGAACUGCUUUGAAAAAUAGGGGCAUUCAGAGGUUAAAGUUGGAGGAACAGUAAGGAGGUAACAGCUAUUGGCAGCAGCAACUAAAAUGAAGAAAUUCUCUCCUGGUGGCUCUGUUUACACAGUUCAAUAAAUAUGGAUUUCAGAACUAACCAUGAAAAUCCACUGAACAAAGACUUUCAUAGAGAUGUGAUUCGGGCAAAUUAUCCCUCAAUUGUCGGCCACCUUCAGAUGUCACCAGUAUUCUACAGACUUCUCCAAGAAAAAGGAAUUCUGUCUGAUCAGCAGAUCCAAAUAAUCCAGAAGGAAGGUAGCCAGGAGCUUAAAGUCGCAAAACUGCUUUCACUGUUGGAAGGAGAAGGAAGUUGGGUCUUGGAGCCAUUCUCUGAGCUGCUGAAUGAGACAGGCUAUGUCCAGUUGGCCAAAGUCUUACAUGGCACAGCAUUAACCAAGUGUCUAGCAAAGCAGGAAAAUCAUGGUAAGAAAAGCCAACUAUGGAAUCAAAUGCAAACACUUGAGCAGGAACUAGAGAGGGGUUACAUGGAGGAGUCGCUUACCCUCAAAAGAACACUUGAAGACAUGAAGAGAGAAUAUUUACUGCGGUUGCAGGAUUUGGAAAAUGAAUUUGUCUUCACUGAAAGGGAGCGGGAUGUGGCCAGAAGGGAACGAAAUAUGGCCUUGCAGGAGAGAGAAUUACUAUUGAGAAAAAACAAGGAGCUGCUGAAAACUUUAAAACGGGUGCGCCAAUCCCUGGAACAUCAGGAAAACAAAUGGCAUGGAGCAGACCAGUCCAGUCAGGCACUGGCCUAUAUAGCACCCAUGAGAAACAAGUGGAAUUAAUUUCCAAUGGUCCCAGCAAAACAUAAUAUUCAGUUUGUUUUUCCUUAGGUUCAUACAUUAUUCAUGUUCUUGCAUGAAAUCCUAUUUGAAAGCAGAAACUCACUCUCCUUUGGUAUGUAUCUAAUCUGCAUAUAUAUUUUGUACCUUGCUGAAAUUUUUUGAGCAUAUUUCCUGAUGC
Messenger RNA from Chiloscyllium plagiosum (whitespotted bambooshark), 1093 nucleotides. The record is from RefSeq and is a predicted model, not a curated record. NCBI's taxonomy places the organism in Eukaryota, Metazoa, Chordata, Chondrichthyes, Orectolobiformes, Hemiscylliidae.